CAGCAAGCUUGGAGAAGCAGCGAGCAGCAAGACCCUCUGCUUGGAGAGGUUGUCCCCCAGGACCAUGCUGAAUGUGCUGCUGCUGUGCUGCGGGCUGCUGCAGGGGGUUGUCCUCAGUGCUGACCUCGGCUGUGGGCUGCCAGGGAAGGCUAGUGGAGGACUGGAGGGCACAGACAGAGCCCACUCCUCCAGCCUGCUGCGGAGAGUCAAUGAGGUGUCUGCAGAGCCAGCAGGAGCUCUCCCCAGGCUAGGGCUCGAGCAGAUGACCCUGGAGGUCCAAGAAGCCAAUGGUAACCUCAUGCAGAGAGACAGCAUCCUAGAACCGCAGGCAUCUUCCAUAGAAGCAGAAGCUGCUGGCCGUGAGGAGCGCUCCCCCCGCCGCUGUGUCCGCCUCCUGGAGUCAUGCCUGGGCCACCAGGUCCCCUGCUGUGACCCCUGUGCCACCUGCUACUGCCGCUUCUUCAAUGCCUUCUGCUACUGCAGGAAAAUCAGCACCAGCUUCCCCUGCGGCAAGAACUAG
Molecule: messenger RNA, 520 nt
Organism: Melopsittacus undulatus (budgerigar)
Lineage: Eukaryota; Metazoa; Chordata; Aves; Psittaciformes; Psittaculidae
Gene: AGRP
Product: agouti related neuropeptide
Exons: 4
Coding region: 65-520 (151 amino acids)
Biological process (GO): hormone-mediated signaling pathway; neuropeptide signaling pathway; adult feeding behavior
Cellular component (GO): extracellular region
Molecular function (GO): neuropeptide hormone activity; type 1 melanocortin receptor binding
Source: RefSeq, a predicted model, not a curated record